This is a messenger RNA of Wyeomyia smithii (pitcher-plant mosquito), 762 nucleotides long. Its product is annotated as ninjurin-1-like. NCBI's taxonomy places the organism in Eukaryota, Metazoa, Arthropoda, Insecta, Diptera, Culicidae. Gene Ontology annotation, biological process: tissue regeneration; cell adhesion. The record is from RefSeq and is a predicted model, not a curated record. The coding region runs from base 117 to 587 and encodes 156 amino acids. Gene Ontology annotation, cellular component: membrane. The transcript is spliced from 4 exons.
UAUUAUCAGUGUCGUCUACAAAUGAGGUAUUCGGUCUGUCAAAACUUUAUUCUCAAUAUACUGUUCAAACACAUCGGUUAUUCUUCUAACCCGUACGAAUUAUAACGAACGCUAAAAUGGCUUCAAGUUCCAGGACCAAUGUGACUGAAGGCAACAAAAAACAAGAUAAAGCCAGCGAUGAAGGUUCUACCCAAGUAGAUCUUAACGUUAAUCAAUUUGUUCAAUCGCUGAGGACGCUUGACCUAAAUAGCUAUGCGACGCGGAAAUCCUUUGCACAAGGAAUGCUCGAUCUGGCGCUACUUACGGCGAAUGCAUCACAGCUUAAGUAUCUGCUUACCGUUGGUGAAGCUCACGCGUUUUAUCAUUUGUUGCUGACACUAGUGUUGUUGUCUAUUUCUUUACAAGUAUUUCAAGCGGUAAUGAUACUCUUACUGGCAGUCGUGUUGGACAUAAACAAAACCGAAGAGCAUAGAAGAACCGAUAUUUUGAAUAAUAUUUUGAUUAUUUUUACGGUGAUCAGUGUAGUGAUAAAUGUGAUUAUAAGUGCAUUUGACAUGAAAACACAGGAAGAUCUCUUGCGAUCGUAGAUAAGAUGGCCUAUAACAUGAAAUAAGGAGGAUGUCUUGUACCACAACAAACAAGCAAAAUUUUAUUUUUAUUUUGAAUGUUUGCCUAAACAUAAGUCCUUCGAAAACAAAGUGUGUUCACAAUACACUAUAACUACAAUAGUUCAUCAUUAAAAAGAUUUCAGUUUUAAAGUAC